Molecule: messenger RNA, 1599 nt
Organism: Porites lobata
Lineage: Eukaryota; Metazoa; Cnidaria; Anthozoa; Scleractinia; Poritidae
Source: the annotation of a GenBank genome assembly
AUUUUAGCUUUCCAAAAUCCUGAAUUGAAGAUUUUUUCCGAUUUCAAGAUUUUAGCUUUCCAAAAUCCUGAAUUCAAGAUUUUGGCCGAUUUCAAGGUUUUAGCUUUCCAAAAUCCUGAAUUCAAGAUUUUGGCCAAUUUCAAGAUUUUAGCUUUCCAAAAUCCUGAAUUCAAGAUUUUGGCCGAUUUCAAGGUUUUAGCUUUCCAAAAUCCUGAAUUCAAGAUUUUGGCCGAUUUGAAGGUUUUAGCUUUCCAAAAUCCUGUACUCAAGAUUUUGGGUGAGUUUAAGAUUUUAGCUUUCCAAAAUCCUGAAGUCAAGAUUUUAGCUGAGUUCAAGAUUUUAGGUUUCCAAAAUCCUGAAUUGAAGAUUUUUUCCUAUUUCACCAUUUUACCUUUCCAAAAUCCUGAAUUUAAGAUUUUGGCUAAGGUCAAGAUUUUAGGUUUCCAAAAUCCUAAAUUCAAGAUUUUGGCCGAUUUCUAGGUUUUAGCUUUCAAAAAUCCUUAAUUCAAGAUUUUCGGCGAUUUCAAGAUUUUAGUUUUCCAAAAUCCUUAAUUCAAGAUUUUCGGCGAUUUCAAGAUUUUGAGCGAUUUCAAGGUUUUAAGUUUCCAAGGAAAGAAUUCAAGAUUUUCGCCGAUUUGAAGAUUUAACCUUUCCAAAAUACUGAAUUCAAGAUCUUGGCCGAUUUCAAAAUCUUAGCUUUCCAAAAUCCUGAAUGCAAGAUUUUGGCCGAAUUCAAGAUUUUAGCUUUCCAAAUCCUGAAUUCAAGAUUUUGGCCGAUUUCAAGAUUUUACCUUUCCAAAAUACUGAAUUUCAAGAUCUUGGCCGAUUAUAAGAUCUUGGCUUUCCAAAAUCCUGAAUUCAAUAUUUUGGCCGGUUUUAAUAUUUUAGCUUUCCAAAAUCCUGAAUUCAAGAUUUUGGCCGAGUUCAAGAUGUUAGGUUUCCAAAAUCCUGAAUUGAAGAUUUUUUCCGAUUUCAAGAUUUUAGCUUUCCAAAAUCCUGAAUUCUAGAUUUUGGCCGAGUUCAACAUUUUUGGUUUCCAAAAUCCUGAAUUGAAGAUUGUUUCCGAUUUCAAGAUUUUAGCUCUCGAAAAUCCUGAAUUCAAGAUUUUGCCCAAUUUCAAGGUUUUAGGUUUCCAAACAGAGAAGUCAAGAUUUUCGCCGAUUUCAUGAUUUGACCUUUCCAAAAUACUGAAUUCAAGAUUUUGGCCGAUUUCAAGGUUUUAGGUUUCCAAAAUCCUGAAUUCAAGAUUUUGGCCGAUUUCAAGAUUUUAGCUUUCCAAAAUCCUGAGUUCAAGAUUUUGGCCGAUUUCAAGAUUUUAGCUUCCAAAAUCCUGAAUUCAAGAUUUUGGCUGAGUUUAAGAAUUUAGCUUUCCAAAAUCCUGAAUUCAAGAUUUUGGCUGAGUUCAAGAUUUUAGGUUUCCAAAAUCCUGAAUUGUAGAUUUUUUCCGAUUUCAAGAUUUUAGCCUUCCAAAAUACUGAAUUCAAGAUUUUGACCGAUUUCAAGAUUCUACCUUUCCAAAAUCCUGAAUUCAAGAUUUUGGCCAAUUUCAAGAUUUUGGCUUUCCAAAAUCCUGAAUUCAAGAUUUGGGUGAUUUCAUGA